CAUACAACACACUCGUACAGAACUGGAAACGUAGAAAUAAAUUUAAGGAACAUACCACGUAUCAAACGCAAUAAAUAUUAGGAUAAAAACUCGGCUGCCUGCUGCGGGCUACUGCCUAUACAUUGCGAUUGCACCCCGGUGUUUCCUAUCAACCUAAACCUAGCAACUCCACAACGCCGCAAAAUGGUGUUUGCGCUGCACCGGAUUUUAGGUAGCUUGUUGGUACUAGCGAUAGUGCCGAACACGAUGGCGAUCAUGUUCCGGUUGGCACCAAACACUCAAAAGUGUUUGCGGGAUGAAAUGCAGGGCAAUCAAAUCGUUGCCGGUGAGUAUGAAAUCACCAACGCGCCCGGUCAAAAGAUCGACUACGUGGUACGCGACACAAAAGGACACAUCCUGGCACAAAAAGAGGACAUAUCAAAAGGAAAAUUUUCGUUUACGUCGGAAGUGUACGAUACGUUUGAAAUUUGCUUCAUUUCGCAAGUCCCACCGACGCACCGAGGCAUCGAACAAGAAGUUUCAUUGGAUGUUAAGAAAGGCAUAGAAACAAAGAGUUAUGAAGGGAUCGGAGAAGCAGCUAAACUGAAACCUUUAGAGGUUGAUCUCAAAAGAUUGGAGGACUUGUCUGAUGCUAUUGUGCAGGACUUUGCAUUAAUGCGAAAGCGUGAAGAAGAAAUGCGUGAUACAAACGAAUCAACAAAUAGUCGAGUACUAUUUUUCAGUAUUUUCAGCAUGAGCUGCCUUCUGGGGCUAGCGACAUGGCAGGUGCUGUAUUUGCGGCGAUACUUCAUCGCGAAGAAGCUCAUUUAAAGUCCUUUAACACAUUGUUUCGUAACGUUCGAUUAUUAUUAUAAGUUCAAUUUGUAAUUUGAUGAAGCUUAAUUUUGGCACAAUAAAGAUAAAAUUACUGAAGUAAUCGUA
This is a messenger RNA of Anopheles coustani, 921 nucleotides long. RefSeq names its product transmembrane emp24 domain-containing protein bai (gene bai). The transcript is spliced from 5 exons. The record is from RefSeq and is a predicted model, not a curated record. Gene Ontology annotation, cellular component: endoplasmic reticulum; endoplasmic reticulum-Golgi intermediate compartment; COPII-coated ER to Golgi transport vesicle. Gene Ontology annotation, biological process: intracellular protein transport; Golgi organization; endoplasmic reticulum to Golgi vesicle-mediated transport. Lineage: Eukaryota; Metazoa; Arthropoda; Insecta; Diptera; Culicidae. The coding region runs from base 184 to 810 and encodes 208 amino acids.